UGCUACUGCACCUCAUGGUAAAGGCGAAAAAGGUCAAGUUUUACUCUACCUUCUCCUUGUUGCCGUGUGGGUUUGCAUGAAGGAGCUUCAUUGCCGCCGUUGGGCCGCAAAUCGCCGCUGCAUUGCCACUGCUGGACCGCGAAACACUGCUGCCGCCCACCGCUGACCACUGAAUCGCCACUUCCCUGCAUUGUUCUUGCCCAAAAACAGGCGAGUUCGUAUUUCUUUUAAGUUCUGGAAUGUACUUUCCGGGAACUUUCCGGAUUGAUUAUUAAGGAAGGACCAUUCGGGAACAUUUUAGACGUUACGAGGUUCAGUUAGCAAUUAUGGAGGUGUAGAAAGCAAAAGCGUAUUCGCAAUGAUCAAGCUCUAAAGUUCAGUAGGUUUUUCAGUUACCAUCUCAUUUCUGCAACCCAAAACCCUUGUUAUGUCCCUCCCCUGCAUCUCAAUUCUCGAACAGGUUGUAGUUCCUCUGCGAGAACGUUUCUUCCGCUGUCGUCUUCUUCAUCCAUUGCAAUUCCUUGCGGCAACUGGCAAUUUCUCACUCGAUACUUUGUUCCUGACAGAGGUGCUUUUUCUCUUUUUCUCUAAUGCUUCUUUGCAAUCCGCUGUUAUUAUUUACCGCCUACAUUAAUAGUUCAUUGAUAUGUGUGGUCCUGUUGAUUUAAUUCAUCUGCGUUUCAUAGUUAGUUAAUAUGCUUAAUUGGAUGUGCCACGAUUAGGAUUUGAAAGCAUCGGUUUCCUUAGGUUUUCUUUAGUUCCGUGAUGGUAAUGAGUCAUAGAUGAUAACAUAGCAAAAUCGCAAUGAGCAUUUUGAGUGAGGUGGAAUGCAGAGAUAUGUCUAAAUACUGUCAUUUGUUCUCAUGUGAGGAACGAGUUAUUAUGUAUUUAGCCGCGUGUGUUUCUUGGAUGGAAGAACUAAUAGAAUAGGAAGUUAUUGAGGGUAGUUAAAAGUUCCUGGUAGAGUAUACCUAGACAAGAGUAUACACAAAUUUAAUGUAUAUGGACAGAAGUGCAAGGCCCAAAAAGGCUGGGAAAAAGCACUAGCAAUGUUCACGGCUUGAGUGAUGGAACUUUGUCUCAUAUUUUAUAAAAACGGUUUAAGAUGAUCCUUUUUGCUUAAGACAUUAACAACACUAACAAUGUAAUUGUCCCUGCCAAAACUGAAUUAGUUGUUUAUUUCAAAAACAUAACCCAAAAAACCUCAAAAUGCAAGAUGACAAAUUCCAAAAACCCUAAAAUUGCAAAAUCAGAAUAUAAUUGCAUACAAUCCCAAAUCGUGAAAUCAGAAAACAAAACCACAAUUUGAAAACCCUAACCCCUAAAUUGAAUUAACAAUCUGCCGAGGAGAAACAAGAGACAAGGAAUUCCUAAAUCAGAACCCUCAACCUCAAACAAAAACCCUAAAAUCCCUAAAUCAUAAGAUCACGAAGAACCCCAACUAUUGCGCCACCAACCUGCAGAGAAAACAAAACAGAAACACAAUCCAAGAAAGGAAACCCAAUGUCGCGAGAUCAGAAUAGAACCUCAAUUCGAAGCCCUAAUACAAACAAAACUAGAACAAGAAGAAGGAAAGAAGAAAGGUUCCAUGCGAUGCCAACCUAGAAAUAGCAGAGAGGAAGGAGGAGGGUGUCUCCUUGCGCGAUGAGGAACUCACGCUGCUGGGUUUGUUCGAGAAAAAGGAUGUCCCGAAAAUGGAAGUCAAGAGUUUGUAAAACUGUGAUUAAGGUAAAGGGCAAUUGAACUCAGCAUGUCACACAAUCAAUAACUAGAUAGGUCAUUCAGUUUUGGCCAAGGGGCAAUUAUACCGUUAACUUUUUUAACGCCGUAAAAGAUAAAAAAAACCAGAAAAUUGUGAACAUCUAAAAAGGAUAGAACCACUUUGAACAAAUCUACCAAACCUAAGGACUAAAGUAGGUAUUAAACCAAUAUCUUUUUAACUCUGGCUUGUCCUUUGGAUUCAUAAUUAACUUGUAUAGGGUUGGUGUUAGGAAUUCAAGUGAGUUGGAAGUCCUACAUUGAUUAGAGAGUAAGAUUAACAAUAUAUGAGUAGAAAGAAUGAUAAACUUAUUGUCUAAAGGUUUGGAUUGAAGGUGGUGUAAUGAACUCUUUUAUGGGUUUAUUCAUGACCCAUUGGUGUCAAACCUUCUUAGUAUCCUCUCUCGAAAAACUUCACAGUUGGGGAUAUUCCACAUUUAUUCGUGUUAAUGGUAAAAAGGAAUUUCAAUUUGUGCUUUAUUGAGUUGUAUAUGGUACUAACUACUAUGAUCUGAUUCUGGGGGUUUUUAUGUUAUUACUUGUGAUUAGUUUGUUUACAAAUGAAGAAAUGACUGAGAAGCCUCUCAGCAUUCAACUAAAUUGAGUUAAGGAUAUUCUUGGACGAAUGAGGAUGACUUCCAUGUAGAANCUUUUUAANAGAAUUGGAUAGANGGCCANAGUGCUUGGGUACGGGGAUGGUGCUACCAUAGCAGAUUUUUAGGGUUCUAAAUCGUCAUCAUCAUCUUCCUUAUUGUGAUCUGCACAUUAAACUUCUGAAGUUUAAUGUUUGGCGUCAAAUGAAUGUGAAAGGUGAUAUAUGAUAAGGCCGAACUCUCUAACAUCAAAAUUCAUCACUUGAGCUGAGAUUUUUAAUAUUCUUUUAUGGGCCAUAAUUUACCUCAUGCUGAACUGCCUUCCAAGACUUAGAUGUGUUUCUUUCUUACAUUCUUUUCCCAAAGUGUCCAAAAAUAUAAAGCAAAUUCAUGCCCAGUUAAUUACUAAUGGCCUGAAAUCGCCUGCCUUCUUGGCCAAGUUAAUUGAGCAUUAUUGUGCCUCACCAGACUCACACAUUGCUAAUGAUGCACAUUUAGUGUUCCAGUACUUUGACAAGCCAGACAUAUUUCUCUUUAACACUUUGAUAAGAUGUGCUAAACCCAAUGAUUCUAUUAUAAUUUUCCGAGAUGAGUUUUCUCGGGGACUCAUGUUUUUUGAUGAUUACACUUACAAUUUUGUUCUUGGAGCCUGUGCUCGCUUUCCGUCAGCUUCAACGUUGUGGGUAGGUAGACAACUACAUUCCCUGAUAGUAAAGCAUGGGGUUGGGUCAAAUAUUUUGGUUUCGACUACCAAAAUAUACUUUUAUUCUAGCAACAAAGAUAUUAUCUCAGCCCGACAAGUGUUUGAUGAAAUGUCAAUGAGAAGCAGUAUUACGUGGAAUGCUAUGAUAACAGGUUAUUCUUCCCUUAAAGAAGGGAAAAGACAAUAUGCUUUCAAUGCAUUGUCAUUGUUUAAGGACAUGUUGGUUGAUGUACGUGGAAUUAAACCAACAGAUACAACCGUAGUUGCUGUCAUUUCAGCAGUUUCUCAGAUGGGUUUGCUAGAAACUGGUGCUUGCGUACAUGCAUUUGCUGAAAAGACAUUGUGUACUGAAGAUGAUGUGUUUAUUGGGACUGGUCUUGUUGAUAUGUACUCAAAAUGUGGAUGCCUUGAUAGUGCCUUGUCUGUCUUCUGGCACAUGAACCAGAAGAAUAUCUUGACUUGGACGGCAAUGACUACUGGCCUAGCUAUCCAUGGGAAAGGAAAACAAGCCUUGGAGGUUUUAUACAAGAUGGGGGAUUACGGUCUGAAGCCUAAUGAAGCAACUUUUACUAGCUUUUUAUCUGCUUGUUGUCAUGGUGGGCUUGUCGAAGAAGGCCUUCAAUUGUUCCAUGAAAUGAAGAGAACAUUUAAUGUGACACCUCAGAUAAAACAUUAUGGUUGCAUUGUUGACCUUCUUGGUCGUGCUGGAAAGUUAAAAGAAGCAUAUGAAUUUAUCAUACGGAUGCCAAUUAAUCCUGAUGAUGUAAUAUGGAGGACUCUGCUAGGUGCAUGCAAGAUUCAUGAGGAUGUUGUGAUGGGAGAGAAGGUGGGAAAAUUUCUCCUUCAGUUGGAAGAAUGUAGUCGUCCAGAGUUGACUUCAAAGAGCGAAGACUAUGUAUCUCUGUCAAAUGUUUAUGCUUUAGCAGAAAGGUGGGUCGAAGUUGAAUCUGUAAGGAAACAAAUGAGAGCUAAGAGAAUCUCGAAUAACGUUGGUUGUAGCGCUGUUCAAAUUUUCAGUCUGUAGAACGAAGACCACAGAAAGAGAAUUUUGAGGCUGAGCAUUUGAGUAAACCAACAGAGAUUAACUGUUGAGCGGGAUAAUAGUACAUUUCCUUCCCGUAAGUCUAAUCUUUUUGUCCAAGUAUUUUCGAAGAUGCCCUUGCAAAAUGGAAGUGGUUGAUCUGUCCAAUUAAUCAGUUUCAAAAACAGUGCUGUUUGUGGAAAUCUUGCGCGUGCUGCGUGAUCAGAUUUCACAGCAGGCUUCAAAGGCUGCAUUGAAGCCGAUUGUGGAGAGCUCUUUCCGUGGGGAAGGAACAGGAUAAAGGGGUUGAGGGUGGUGCAGUUUCCGUCCUCAUUGAACUACUUGUUUGUGCCUCGAAAAGAAGAACUUGUGAACUCAUUUUAAUAGCUUUGGAUCAACUUUAUGGAUGUGCGGAAGGGCGUGCAGACUUGUUGAAUCAUGGUGCAGGAGUGGUCAUUGUGUCCAAAAAAAUUAUAAGGGUCUCUCCCGUGACAAGUGAUAGAGGGGUUAGAAUUUUGGCCUCCAUUUGUAGGUAUUCCGCCAAUGCUAGAACGCUCCAUGAAAUGUUGAAGGUUGGGGCUGUGUCGAAGUUCUGUUUGGUGCUUCAAGUGAAUUGCGGAGGGCCAAUGAGAUUAGUCAAAUUGCACUCCUCAAUUUGGAAGAAUUCUUCAUAUAUUCUUUACCUUUGUUAUCUUCCUUUCUGAGAUCUAAUUUGAUCAUAGUUUGUAAACUUUUCAUUUUUAUUUUUUAUUUUUGUGUGAUUGCAUCUGAUGAAAGUGUCUGGUGCCAGAGGUUUUGGGGUUAUACAAAUGAAUCACGCAGUUAUGGAAGGGGAAACAAAUCCUUGGAUAAAUUUUUGUUGAACAUUGUACUGAUCUAAACAAUAGUAUUAGUUAACUAUAAUUUUUAUUUA
Messenger RNA from Vigna radiata var. radiata (mung bean), 4988 nucleotides. Its product is annotated as pentatricopeptide repeat-containing protein At3g18970. Gene Ontology annotation, biological process: RNA modification. Lineage: Eukaryota; Viridiplantae; Streptophyta; Magnoliopsida; Fabales; Fabaceae. The transcript is spliced from 2 exons. The record is from RefSeq and is a predicted model, not a curated record. Gene Ontology annotation, molecular function: RNA binding; protein binding. Bases 2660 to 4078 code for a protein of 472 amino acids.